This is a messenger RNA of Pelobates cultripes (western spadefoot toad), 7948 nucleotides long. The record is from the annotation of a GenBank genome assembly. NCBI's taxonomy places the organism in Eukaryota, Metazoa, Chordata, Amphibia, Anura, Pelobatidae.
AUGGCGUACUCUAUAUUCAAGCCAAACCAACCGUGCAUUUCCCAGCUAGCCCGCCAUCGAGUAAAGCCACAAUCCUUGGCAGCACUAUAAUUCAGCCCUCUUCCCCUUUCUCACAAGUUGCACAAAACUCUUACUAGUCAGGGGGUGACUUUACACAGGAGAGGAAUCUUCAUACUUUUUUUGUGUGGAAACUGCAUAGAAAGGCCUUGUGUAUAAAUUCUACUUCACUAAAAUUAAGUGGUUAUGGUGCACAUAGUGACCAUUUCACAAUGGUGAUGGUGGCAUCCUCAGGUUGUGAGGAGAUGCAUAACGUUUAUUCCUUAGUCACUCUUGAGAAAGUCUACAGCGGAAGUUAAACGGUUUCCUUUUUACACACAACAAAACGUGGGAAAUCUGCAAGCCCUGACUUUGCUGUAAUUUGACCAACCAUUCAAGCCCCAACUGGCACAUACAAAUCCAUGCUCUAACUUCUAAGAGAAGUCCAGAUUAUGAAGACAACCAUACCCUAACCAAACAUCAAGACUUGGUGUUCCAGCAAGAUGGCUCCAGCAUCACUGUUCGAUCAUUCGUCACGUACCGUAAUGACUCUGCUGCCAUAUACCUGAAGUGGGUUGAGCUAUUUUAGUAAAUUAGACUGUGAGUUUUGGCUCUAUGAAAGUUGCACCGCCAUGGUUUUUAGCAGUUACCCAUUCCUGGCCUAUAGAUUUCUUACUGUGCAGUUUUGAUUGUCCACCUCUCUUUUCAGUAGUGUAAAGCUACUUUUAACCCUCUUAGGCAUAAUAUCUCAGUAGAGACCUUAUUUUGACCACAUUUGUUAUGCAUGUACGUUCUUACAUUAUACAAAAUAUUCAGGUAACAUAAAUACGACAUAAUAGCUAUGGGGGAAUAUAUAAUGCCAUCUUGUGGUUCCAGAGGCAAUCAUAGACCAACUAGUAGUGUGCUCUCAAUAUGUCUACAACUGUUGACAGUACUCUGCCAUCUAGUGGACAUUUUGUGUUUGGUCUGCUCUAGGAAAAACAAGUCAUAGGAUUAUUAGGUAACUUGGAUUUGCCUAUAAUGUAAUUUGAAUUAAAGCAUUUAAUGUUUAAGUUGCCUGAAGUAUUUCAGCCUGCCAGAGUUCAGCGACGGUGGCACAUACUGUGCCUUGGGGACAAUAUGCAGUUUUAACAUUUUUAUUCCAUGUGAUCUAUUAUUAUGGUUACUUAAUUUCACACGUAGAGUUGUCGACAAUGGAUCACCCGAGGAGCAGUCUACACAGGGCCCAAAGUAUCUCACACCCUUACUUCCUUGUGUGUUGGUCAAUAUAUCUUUAUCUCAGGACUCCUAUCAGUUAUUUGUUUCAUAUUUACACUAACCUACUGAUUAAUGUGUGUGUGUUGGGCUGUUUGACAGUAGUAAGUUAUUAGUGGCCAUUUCAGGGUAUCCCUGUAUUAGGUUGCUUAUUUUCAGUGAGACACAAGUACAAUUUUUCCUGUUCACCUAUUUUGGUUGGCGUUUUUAAAUAUUCUUUAAAUUUGUUUUACAAACUAACCCUGUAUGUGUUUUAAUCUGGUUUAGCAUGUUGCGACUGUUUUUUAGUAAAUAGUAUAUAUUAUAUAAUUAUUAUAUUGUAUUCCGAAGACGCUUAACAGCUAAACUCCAAAAUGCAGUAAAUCAAAAUUCUAUCUAAAAUAGCCAAGCUGUGAGCAGCAAUUCUCUCUCUCCCCAAAGGUCACCAUAUUUUGAAGGUACACUCCAAGCACCAUAACUGCUGUCAUUCCUCUGUGCUUGAUCUCUUCCCCUGUAGCAGUCACACCCCCACCCUGAGAAAAAUACAAUAUUUUUUCCCCUUUUCAUACUGUACAGCGUACACUGAACUUUUAUUCACAUAUUCAAGUAUAGUGAUGCCCAUAGGCUCAAGUCAUGGAUUGGAUUUACUUGUUACUUAAUUGCAUUAUCUCUGUGAUGCCUGUUAAGGCAAGCUGCUUACUGCUUUAUUUCUGUUAAGGUGAUCAAAAUUUCUCCACAUGACUUAAACUUGUGAUAUUUAAAACUAUAUGUGUGGGGUUUUUUUUGGUUUUUUUAUAUAUAUAUAUAUAUAUAUAUAUAUAUAUAUAUAUAUAUAUAUAUAAACUAUAGGGCUUGUCUGGAUUGCACUAUUGCCAUCAGGUUUUUCUUUUUGUUUUGUUUUUUUCUUCAAUGUUUACAUUUUUAUUAAAGUUUUCACACACACAAAAGAAAGGCAGGCAUGUUUCACAAUCAUUUGUCACACAUAGCUCAAAGUUGACCAGAGUACAUUGUGACAUGCUGAGUAUAUCCAUAUAAACAUUUGCAUAGCCAUUGACAAUCUAUACAGUGACAAAGGCAUAAAACCGGAGUUGACCUUUAACAUUUUUUUAGCAGUUGCCCAUUCCUGGCCGGUGAAUUUCUUACUGUGUGCAGUUUUGAUUGUCCACAUCUCCUUUUUGCAGUGCGAAGCUACUUUAAGCCUCUUAGGUAUAAUAUCUCACUAGAGACUUUUCUUUGACCACAUUUGUUAUGCUGUUAUGCAUGUGCUGUCUUACAUUAUACAAUAUAUUCAAGUAAGCAAAAAAAUAAUGAUACUGACAUAGAGGUGAGUGUUAUACUGCAUUCUAUAUCUCCCUCAGCAGCCAAAAAAAUAAAACUACAUUCACAUAGUAACCAGGACAACCAAUCAGAAUUACUCUAAUCCGAUAAAAGGCAGGACCAAGGUAACCACUUCUUCUUUCUUGUGAAAACACGUUAAAACGUGAACAAAGAAGGGAGCGUGACUUAGGCAGCAAAUAGAGCAGUUGCAUGGCUCCUGUUCUCCGGCUCAACAUUUUUCACCUGCUAAAAACACAAGUUCCCUCUCUUAACACUUCCCAAAAGGUAUGGGGAAGAGAAACAAGAAACUCAAAGCCCUAUCAGGAUGAGGGAUCUCUCUAGACCAGUGGUUCCCAACCCAGUCCUCAAGUACCCCGUAGCAAUCCAGUAUUUAGGGAUUACCCAGUUGUAUCUAAGGUGUCUUUAAAAAGAAAGAAAAACAAUUUAGACACAACAGAAUAAUCCCUAAAUCCUGAACUGUUAGGGGGUACUUGAGGACUGUGUUGGAAACCCAUGCUCUACACUGUAAGCUCGUUGGAACAGGGUCCUCUUCAACCAGUUGUUCCGGUAAGUUUUUGUAACUGUUUAAUUUAUUGUUAAAUCUCCUCCUCUGAUAAUAUUGUAAAGUGCUAAUGAAUAUGCUAGCACUAUAUAAAUAACAAUAAUAAUAAUAAUAAUAAUAAUAAAAAACAUUGGUGCUCUGCUGCAGCGGGGACCUAGGCCCAAGAUGGUGUCGCGGCAGGAGCCUCAUACCUCUGUUCUCUCAGAGGAGAAACUACUCAACACCCCAUACUGCUACAACAGUUACAGGGGGACUCAAUACUCCUCGGUCCACUGAAGACCUCAACACCCCAGCCACCAAAGGAGAUAUACUGGAUCUGAUGAAGAAAAUUAGAGCAUUGUUUAAUUCAGACAUAGACAUGGUGAGGUAACAAAUGUUACUGCAGUGACGUCCAGGAUUCAAGUGGUUGAAGCGGAUAUCUCUUCUAUGGCCCAAUGACAGCUGUGAACUACAGAAAAAAAAUUGCGAAACUACAGGGUCUUUGUAUGUGGCCCAUAGUCCUUGAGCAGGAGGCUAGCAAGCAGGCUCCUCCAGGAGUUUGUGACAAAUGUCCAGGGUAAGGCGCAUUUGUCACAUAUUAAGGAGCGUUUGUCACAUAGACAAACCCCUUGACUUCUUGAGAAGGUGACUACUGGCUUCAUGAGCUUGUUGAAGCACCUCCUCCCUUUUCGGGGACCAGAGAGAGAUUGCUCAUGAAACCUGGAAUAUGGGCUUGAUUUUUAUGAUGGCUUCAUUGCACACCAACUCUUGUAUAUCCUUGAAGACAAGGUCCACGUCUUUUGGGAAUAACACUAUUUCCCUUGGGAAAGCACUGGGUAGGCAGAGAUAGGAAGUCUAUGAAAUAACUGGUUACUGCUUGGAGAAGCCUAGCAUCUGAGGUAAUAAGGGAUCACACAUGGGAAAAAGGUUGGAUCUGCCACCACUGUCCUUUCUCGCCUUGACUACUGUAAUCUGCUUCUCUGUGGUCUUACAUGCUCCCAACUUGCGCCAUUAUAGUCCAUUAUGAAUGCGGGGUGAGGCUCAACUUCCUAUCUGCCCGCACCUCCCACGCCCUUCUGUCAGUCCCUACAUUGGCUUCCUAUAAGAUAUAGAGCUCAAUUUAAAAUUCUGGUUAUUGCUUUCAAAUCUCUACAUAAUGCUGCUCUGACCUAUCUAUCCUCCUAAGUAUGUCCUCUCUAGGCACUGACGAUCUGCUGAAGACGUCUAUCUUCUGUCUGUACUCUCACCUCUGAUGCUUGCCUUCAAGAUUUCUCAAGGGCUGCACCGUUCCUGUGGAACUCGCUUCCCUCCUCUGUUAGAUGCUCACCCAGUCUCCACUCCUUCAAAAAAUCGUUAAAAACCCACUUCUUUAGAAAGCGUAUCAAUUAAACUGUUAAUAGCUCCCGACUGAUUCCUCUUCUGCAACUGUCACUAGUCUAAUACUAUCCUUACCUUUUGUGUCACUUUUCCCCACUCCCUCUUGCAUGUAAGCUCAUUGAGCAGGGCCCUCAACCCCUCUGUUCCUGUGUGUCCAACUUGUCUCGUUACAACCACGUCUGUUUGUCCACCCAUUGUAAUGCGCUGCGGAAUUUGAUGGCGCUAUAUAAAUAACAUAAUGAUAAUAAUAAUAAUUAUAAUUAGGGCAGAAUGGUGUUAGGAGGAACUUACCAUAAGGUCAUUGUCCAGAAGUAGUACCUCAUGUGCCUCUUAAGGCCCAGGGUCGACUAUGUUAUGGGAAGAAGUCCAGUGUGGCUCUCUGGUCAUGAACAGCAGGUCUGUCUGUAUAAGAGCCUUAAUUCUGAUGUUGAGAACCUUGUGGGAAGCAGCCAGAAAGUCAGCUUCUAGCCCAGCAAAGAUAUUUCUGGAUGGAAAACUUCCUCAUAUUUGCUUGUUGUGGGUCACCUUUUCUAAAGCCCACAUGCAAAGCUAUACAUCGCGCCACAUGUUCUGAAGGGGUCUAUUCUGACUGUCGUGAAUGAUGUAGGUUAUCACAGGGGUUCACCCUAUGGAUCCAGGAUUUUACCAUCGUCCCCAGAUAUAGGCCGGAUCACAUCAGUGCCAGAUGCCUUCUAGACAAUAGUAUUGUAAGAGGGGACGUGUCCCAAUCAGUUUGUGGCUCCGAAUAUGUGAAAAUUGUCACUGUAAAGGUACAUUUUAAAGAAUAAUUUAAUCUUAAACUGGAUAAAAUCUAUUUGCAGUACAUUUUACCCAAUGCAGGCAUGCAUUUUUCCCACUCUGAUGUCAUAACCCUAGGAGAGAAGAGGAGGCAGUAAAACAUGAAAACUGUAGCAUGGUUCUCUGGGGCCUGGAUUUCAAACUGAUAAAUGGGUUCUAUAGAUAGAUACGCAGGAAUAUUAACUAUUUCACAUUUUAAUCACAGCUUAGCCAAUGAUCUUUUCACAGCCCUCACCUACACUAACAAACCCAAAUAAAAGGCAAAAAAAGGCAGUGGAUUCGUGAUUGAGCACAGUGAAAUUAUUUUUUCAAAAACUCAAGGUUAUUCACUUAAGGGAAAUUAUUGGGAAUCCAAUGAAAAUCUCAAAUUGUAGGCCAAAGAGUUUAAUUAAAAACAUACCGGUAGCUCACUUUUAGAUUUGUUUUGGUUUGGCCUUUUUUUAGCCUAAAAGUAAUUAAUUCCUGCUAAUUCAUACAUGAUCAGAGUAGAACACUAACAUUUGGACUGAUGCAUUGAGCAGAUCUGCCCUGUGCUCCAGUUAAUCAGUGUCCACACUUAAAGGACCACUAUAGGCACCCAGACCACUUCAGCUCAAUUAAGUGGUCUGGGUGCCAGGUCCAUCUAGGAUUAACCCUGCCUGCUGUAAACAACUGCUAUGUUUACAAAUGGGUUAAUCUAGCCUCUAGUGGCUGUCUCAUUGACAGCCGCUAGAGGCGCUUUCGCGCUUCUCACUGUGAUUUUCAAAGUGAGAAGACGGCAGCGUCCAUUGGAAAGCAUUGAGAAGGAGGAGGAGAGUCCCCAGCGCCGAGGGAGCCCGGUGCUGGAGAAAGGUGAGUGUUUAACCCCUUCCUCUCCAUCCAGCCCGCAGUGAGUGGGACCCUGAGUGUGGGGGCACCCUCAGGGCACUAUAGUGCCAGGAAAACAAGUUUGUUUUCCUGGCACUAUAAUGGUCCUUUAAAGCAAUGAUCUGCCUUCACUUUCAUAUGAAAUAAGUGUAAGGGUCCUAAUUAGGGUCCCGUCUGCCAUUUGUCUCAGACUCUUAAAGAUGUAUGCCUUUAGUUGCCAGUUUAUAAAUUAUUCUGACAAAAUAAAAUGUUGAAAUGUGUUGUUUGAUACUGUGGUAAAGUACAAAACCACACAUAGGAAGAAUUCACUAAAAAUGCUUAUUCCAUAUUUUGCAUAGGAUUGCAUUAUCCAGUAGGAAAUGAGGUCGUGCACAGGGUCUGUUUAAGAUCCGAUGAGUAAGGUAGUCCUAAGGCAUUUCUUCUGAAAUCUUUUGCCAUGAACAGAUUAAACAGAACAUAGAGAUGAUAUAAUGUAACAAACAGGAAAUAGCAAUUCCGCUGGACAAGCAGUCUGCUGUGGUCUGGGUUUUAGCAUUGUAUUUCUGGUUGAAUUAUACCAGAAGGGGACGACAAUGUACCAGACAGGAAAAUCUAACCAUCGAACAAACCAUCAAAGAAAUCUGCAGAGAAAGGAGUUAAGUAGAUCAUGUUAAGCUUUUUGCCUGCAAGAUAAAUGGAUAUGCCAAAGGAAUUAUUCACCAACAGGCCUAUUUACUAAAGUAAGAAGUCAAAGUUACAUUUAAAGUUGAAGGAUUGCUCCAAGUACCAUCAUCAGUGUUUUAAAGUGGUCAUGGUGCCUGGAGUCUGUAUGUGGCUAAUGUCAAUUCUUUGUCUCAUGGUGCCUGGAGUCUGUAUGUGGCUGAUGUCAAUUCUUGGUCUAUUUACAAAAUGUCAUUAAUUUGCUGUAAGCAAUCAGCUGUCAGGAUUGGGAUCUGGCUAUUGCAGCAUAGCUAACGCUGGCUGUAGUGGUUAUGGUGGGUGGAGUAACCCUUUAAUGCCAAAGUUAAACUGAAAGCACAGCUGACUUAAAGAUUUUUUCCAGUUCAGCCAUUUUGAUUUAAAAUGUGAAAUUUACAUUAAAUUCUCACUUUAGCAAAUAACCACGUAAAUGAUAAAUUUCAGCAACCUAAAAGUAAAUAGCCAAUCUCCUCGCUCCUUAGACCCCGGAGCAGCUCAGCGACACUCAUACUCCUACCCCCCUUACUCCCCAUGACCAGCAGGGGACAGAGUGCUCCACACGACAAACGGCCUAAGCACUGUCCACACUACGCACCCAAGAUGGCGUCUGCUCCACCACCAGACGAACAUAACCUACAUGUGCCCCAGAGGCUAUGCAGCAUCUGCAUAGAACUCACCCUGCAUCGCCUGGAUGCCGUCUUCCAAAACUUCUGGCUGCGGCUUAAAGAACGCACCCAAGCUGCAGUGGCAGAGCAGCAAAGGGUCGCAGACAGCAGCAAACCGCCGACACGGAAGCUACCCCCUCCAGGCGAUACUGCCAAACAAGCACCAAACCAUAGAGGCAACCGCACACCCACACUGAGGGUCCCUCGACGCCCCUACACUACGCACCCACCGAUGCUGAGACGGACCACUCACCGAAAUCGGCGCAUCACAGCCAGACCCACUGCUAUCCCCAUGAGCAGGGCAAUCUCGCACCCGAAGCAGACCACGACCCUAACACAGGGCACACCAGCGAGCACAUGGACCUGCGACAACAAGCACAGCCCAACCCGCAACACUGAGGCUCCCUGGGACUCCCCUGAAGGGACCCUUCACCUGCCGAUUAUGGGUGUCGGAUGA